Molecule: messenger RNA, 1786 nt
Organism: Myotis daubentonii (Daubenton's bat)
Lineage: Eukaryota; Metazoa; Chordata; Mammalia; Chiroptera; Vespertilionidae
Gene: FAM246C
Product: family with sequence similarity 246 member C
Source: RefSeq, a predicted model, not a curated record
CGCACCCCAAGCCCCCUGGGGCUCUGCCACACCACACGGGUGUCGGCCUUGCCGGGGUUCUCCCGGCCCCAGGCAGGAUCCCUCGAGGCCUCGGAUGUCCCCACAGCGGUCCCGGGGGUCCUCUCCACCGUGCGUUGCUCGGGCCCCACGGUUGCUAGGCUGUGCACUGGGGCUCCGGCGAAGCUGAGCGCUGGUAUCGCUGGCGCUGGCGGCUACAGUGCGGAUGGCGGCGGAAUCGGGGCGCUCGUGGGCCCAGGCUCGCAGAGCGUACGGUGCCAGCGAGGCCCUGCGGCGCGGCGUGGACCGCCGGCGGGCCCCCGGACCCCAGCCCAAUGGGCCGGGCCCUGAAGAAGCCCGCGCCCCAGGCCGCCUGGCUCGCCUGCGCGGCCAGCUCCGGGCCGAGACCGAGGCGCGGGCCAAUGCCCCCCGGCUGCUGCGGCUGGUGGAGCGCGCGGGGGCAGCGGCAGGGGCCAGAGACGAGGCUGCCGGGGUGCGGGCGGACGCGCACAGCCGAGGCUCUGUGUGCUCGGUGUGCGGGGAACCACGCGGCGGGGCCACCUACCCGGCCGGCGUCCUGGAGGUGAGCGAGCGGCGGCUGCAGGAGGGCCUGGCGGCCGUGCGCGCGGAGCUGGGAGCGGGGCUGGAGGCGCUGCGCAUGGAGCUCCGGGCGGAACUGGAAGCCCUGCGCGCGCUGCUGCCGCCACCGCCACCCGCCCGCCGCGAGCCCCGCAUCGCUCCCCGCGGCCCGGCCCUGCUGCGGGCGCUCGGCACCGUGAACGCCCUGGCCGCGGCCACCAGGCCCACGGACGACGCCUCGGACGGCCCCGCGAACGGCCCCGCGAACCAGGCCCCUGCCCGGAAGAACCUCAAGAAGACGCCGGUGCCCCCCGGGGCCCCUUCGGGCGGUGGGGAUUGAGGGUGGCCGCACGGAGGGGGAGCUAGGCGCAGUGCUGGAGGCCCCACUGGCGGAGGGGUGAAUGGACAGAUCUGUCCCCUCGUGGACCUGGCUCAGUGCAGCCAGCGAUAACUUCUGGAGACCGAGUCCGGGCUGGAGGAGGCCUGGAGCCCCUUUUGGCCUCUGAGCUGGGGAAUAUUUGGUCCUGGGGCAUGUCAGCCUCCAGGGAGAGCCGAGGGCUUGCGGCAGGUGGGACCCCUCGGGCUAGGAGGAGGGGGUUGCAGGGUUUUUUUCCUUUUCUUUAAGGGUUUGGGAAAAGGCCGGGCCUCCAUGCACUGGGACAUGGAGUGUGACCGCACACCAAGCAGCAGACACCGGGGACACGGGCUGCUGGAACAGUGUCUCCUGGACACAGUGCCACUCAGAUCAGUGUCACCUAGAUAUACAGCCGCAUCCCACAGGCACCAACUGCACAGCGGCCUGACUGGCCAGCUUCGCUCUACUGACCACCAAACCCGCCUCCCACAGGACAGCGCGGCUCUCAGAGGCAGCUGGUCAGCAGCCACACGGCAGUCAGCUUUGCUUUGGACAGCGACACCUAGGACCCUUACCCCUUCAUUAGCCUCCCACAGGCAGUCACCUGGACGCCGGUGUCUCUUCAGAAAGUGUCAUGUACACGCAGAUUCCACAGGCUAAGCUCCCAGUGUUGUCUGGGUGCAGCCGUCCCUGUCACCAGGACCCACCCACCCAGGGCAGCUCUGCAGUAGAACAUGGAACCAGCGCUUCUCCCCUCCUGGCCUCCAGGGAACGUUACCUGGAGUCUUCCUUUAACCGCUCACAGUGGCCUGGGGUCAGUGCCUGCUCAUUUUUGAAAUAAAAUGCGUAAUCUUA